This is a messenger RNA of Salvelinus sp. IW2-2015, 1527 nucleotides long. The record is from RefSeq and is a predicted model, not a curated record. NCBI's taxonomy places the organism in Eukaryota, Metazoa, Chordata, Actinopteri, Salmoniformes, Salmonidae.
AUAUAUAGUGUAUGAUACAAAUAAACCUUGUCCCCAAGCUCAAUACAAAUAAACAACUCAUGAUGGUUGAUAAGUGGACAAGGCAACACAAACAUACAUGAGUCAGUGACACAAAACAACUACUGAAAAUAUGAAGGUCUCRGGAASUUACAUACACGRAACUAUAAGAUUCUUCACAUUUAUUUUCAGGGAAAUCACAGAAACAUUCUCUUCUGCAUCAUGUUUAAAUGGGAGCUUCCUGGACAAAAGUUGUGACAAACAUUACCAAACCUCACUGAAGCACUCUGGCCUGGACUUGUCAUCCGCCCGAAUGGCUUUUCAAAAGCUUGCAGAAAAGGACAAAGUUCUGGCUGAGGUUAAAAAUGUCGUCCAUCGCAUACUCCUUCCCUCCCUGAGUAAGGAUCCCAUUGGGGUGGAGGGUCUGAGGGUGUACCUCAUCAUCCCUGAGCUCUUGAGGGUUCUCCUAAAACAACAACGUGGCAUAGACAUUACUGAGGCCUUUGUGGCUACUGUUCUCAGACUGAACCCAGACAAGCUCCAGGUCAUUGAGGGCCUAUGGUCGACACUGUCAGAUUCCUUCUUCCGAACCGUGGUGAAAGCAUUCCACUCAUUGUCAGCAGAGUACCUUCAGCAGAUGGCAGUCAAACGAUGUGAUCAUGGAAAAUCAUUAAAGAAGACUUUUGGGCUUCUGCAAAGGCUUUAUGAUGUGAACAGCAAGAGACGCAGAAGAAUCACAGUUGACACUUUCCAUGUCAACAAAAUCAGUUCUCUCUUUCAGUCUAAGCUGGUACUAGACUUAAAUUCAGAACUGRCAGAGCUKKUCUGGGAUAUCUCAGRAGAGGAUGACACAUAUUGGAUUGAAAGUGAGAYGAUAUUGAGCAAAAUAAAACGUUAUAAGGAUAACAUAUUCUGCCUCCUGAAGGACUACCCCUGUAUCCUGGACACUGAAGCCAAAUGUACAGUGUGGAUGUAUGCAUUUGAUCAGAUCAAAGAUUGUCAUGAGGACAUCGAAUACGGUUGGCUUUGUGACAAAACCGUCAAGGUGGACCGGGGAACACUUCUGGAUGAUACCUUUCAGCAACUGCGAAAAAUGACUUGCCACAUGGUGGCUUUAAAGGUAAGUUUCAAGCAGAGAAUGGUGUGGAUGAAGGUGGUGUUUCACUGGAAUUCUUCAGCCUCCUGGGGAGGGAACUUCUCACAAUGGAACCAAAGACACUGGAGGUUUACGAGUCUGGACUAGCGUGGUUCACAACAGAUGACGGCGGUGUCACUGAUGAAUUCUACUUACUUGGGCUACUCUGUGGGAAGGCCCUGUUUAAUCAGUGUGUUCUGAACCUCUGCUUCCCUCUGGCUCUCUUCAAGAAGCUUCUGGGUCUGACUACAACAUUGGAUGACCUUAAAGAGCUGUCUCCAACUGAAGCAAGCUGCUUGCAGUAUGUGUUGGAUGAAGAUGAGGAGGUUGUUGAAGCGCUGGAUUUGGUUUUCAUGGACAAAGGGCAAGAAGUGAUACCGAAUGGGAGGAGGUCC